AUGGAGCUAGAAUCCGAGUCACUGACAUACACGCGUUCACUAUCCGCGAUUCCGGCAUCCACAAACACAUCAUCAACCGAACUACCUUCAGAAGUAUUGCUGGCGCCAUCACUAUUGGAAAAAACGUUUACAGUGUGCGGUAGCUCCACGCAGGGCCACCCCUUUUUAACAAAAUUGAGUACCUCAGAAAGUACUGAAUCUGAGGAUGGGCAUACAUUACUGUUGUGGUUCCUCCCGCAGCGGAAACAGCCCGGAGAGCGACCAGACGAUGUGAACGGCUGUAGCUGCGGCAACGCCAUGUUUGAGCUGUUGCCCCCACUCCUGCGCGUGCCUCCUUGGCUCCGCUGCGCUGCAGGAUUCCAUAUAGAAUACACCAGCAUAAGCCUAAGAAACUCUGCCAUGUCGACCAAUUUGGAAAUAAAGUCGGAAAUGUCGCUGAGCGGCAACCACACAGCUAUUGUUUGUAUAGUACGACUUGAUUACAAAUGCACGUUGCUCACCAGACCACUGCUCCAUGAUUACUAA
Messenger RNA from Acanthoscelides obtectus, 525 nucleotides. NCBI's taxonomy places the organism in Eukaryota, Metazoa, Arthropoda, Insecta, Coleoptera, Chrysomelidae. The record is from the annotation of a GenBank genome assembly.